This is a messenger RNA of Phascolarctos cinereus (koala), 2140 nucleotides long. RefSeq names its product interleukin 33 (gene IL33). Gene Ontology annotation, biological process: positive regulation of inflammatory response; positive regulation of cytokine production. Gene Ontology annotation, molecular function: cytokine activity. The record is from RefSeq and is a predicted model, not a curated record. NCBI's taxonomy places the organism in Eukaryota, Metazoa, Chordata, Mammalia, Diprotodontia, Phascolarctidae.
AAUGUGAAGGAAAGCACUAGCACCAUUAUUUACCCAGAACUGGGUGAAUAAGGAAUGUUGACCUGAAAGUUGGGUUAAAGAAGCAACAAACUAGAACUGUAGUCAAGAAAUUUGACAUCAUUAUACAGCUUUUAAAUUCCAAAGAGACCAGAACAUCUUAGACUAAGGAUGAAGAAUCUAAAUGGGAAGCAGAAAAACAUAACAAACCAAAAAAGCAAGAAAACUUCCCAGAAACCAGGAGUCUCAAAUUCUGGGAAAGACUAUCAGAUCAUACAUAAGAAUUUACGUUCAAGAUGCACUGUGGGAAAUGAAGCCUCAAUUAUCAGACAUAAAAUGAGAAGCUACCAAGUGAAAAACAUGCAGUUUACUUCUAAGCAAAGCACACUCAACAGUUUUCCUCCAGGAUUCUCAAAUUCUGGGGAAAGCUAUCAGAUUAUCUAUAAGAAUUUACGUUCAAGAUGCAUCGUGGGAAAUGAAGCCUCAGUUUUCAGAAGUGCAAUGAGAAGGCAGCAAGCAGUACAUGAAGCCCCAUUUAUAAAAAAACGCCAGAAAGAAAAUCGACAGUAUAUUGAUAACAAAACAUUUGACAGUUUUCCUCCAGAAUUGAAGAGUACAAAGCACUAUGCUGGCUUGAACACAUCCAAAAAUAAGGCUGUCAUUUUUUCUUUCGACAAUGGAAAACCUGAGAUACUUGUUGAAGACCUAGUUGGGAACCAAGAUCGAGGUUUGCUAUCAGUAGAGUUCUUCACCUCUGAAACUUCAGAUGAAGAGGAUUUGUUCCUCCCAGUGGUGGGUCUGAAACUUCGGCAUUCUGACACCGAUUUCCAGGUGCUUGCCAAUGACAAGAAUAUUGAGCUUCACGAAAGUGAAAGUCAAAACUCAGCCCUGAAAAACAAAUACUUCAUUCUGCGCCAUAAGUCUGAGUUAGUUUCAUUCGAGUGCCUCAGCUCUCAAGGACUCUAUAUUGGUGUAGAGGAAGACCAGCUAAAACUUAUGGAGAAGAAAGAUGACGAAGCCUGUAUGUUUCAGCUCCUCACUGAGUAAUUGGACUUCAACUCCUCAGGCUAUGGUAGGUUAAUUGGAUAGAAAUCUAUGAUUUUUUUGAGUAGGUGACCUAAAGAGGGACCCUAAGGAGUCUGAGAAUGACCACCAUUCGCUAGCAAUGGAGAAGGCUUAGGAUCUUGGAGGACUGAUUUCCACACUGGUGGCUGGAACCCUUUUUCAGAUCCAUUACUUCUGUGGGAGUUUUUUUGGUUCUUUUCCUUCUGAUCUUUGUAUGUUCAAUAGAUAUAAUCCUGACUCUAUAGGACUACAGUGAAGUUAAAACUGACAGAAGCAAUGGCCUUUCGAAAUCAGUGAGGGUUACAGGCAAGACCCUGAUCUUUGGGUUUUUUUGUCUACAUGUCAUCAAGACAGACUUGCACACAUAAAGAGAUGGUGAUUAGGGGAUUCUGGAACCAAGGACAAAGCCAAGGCAUUUCCCUGUGAAAUGGGGCCUAUUUCUAAACUACCACUACAAACAAUGUUAAGUUCAUAUAUUCAUGUAGAAAUAUAUUUUUCUUGGUUCCAUAACACUACAUUAUAGCAUCCAAUAAAGAAAAAACAAUGGAGAGUAGGCGUUAACUUGAUCUUCCAUUUUCUCAGACUACUAUAAUAGUUACAUAAAGUUAGUUGUCUAAUUUUAAUAAGAGAGGCGAUGGAUAAAGAGUUGGCCUGGGUGCCUCUGACUCUUAAGGCUGGCGGGCCCCAGGCCAGUCACUUAACCUUUUUGUGCUCUGGUCACCCUUCUAAGACAAUAGGUUGCAGAAAAGGUAGAGGGAGUUUCCUUACCUAAGAGUUUCCAAUGCUAAUAAAAUCACAUGUCUACUACCUGUCCCUAUCCUAACAUUUAUCUAGGCUUUACGGUUUACAUAGAUUACCUCACUUGAUUCCUAUAAUUGAGUCUGGGAAAUGGUCCUAGAGUGCCAGACUUGAAGUCAGAAAAGAAUUGCGUUCCAACUCUGCUUUAGACUCUUACUAGGUAUAUAAACUAGGUAUAUAAACUUAUACAUUUUUAGGCUAUAGUUUUCUGAUCUGUAAAAUGGAAAUAACAAUAGCAUUGAUGACAGGGUUGUUGCCAGAAUCAAAUGAGAUAAUACAA